Haliotis rubra (blacklip abalone) is the source of this 3088-nucleotide messenger RNA. RefSeq names its product adhesion G protein-coupled receptor B1-like. The transcript is spliced from 28 exons. The record is from RefSeq and is a predicted model, not a curated record. Gene Ontology annotation, biological process: negative regulation of angiogenesis; adenylate cyclase-activating G protein-coupled receptor signaling pathway; cell surface receptor signaling pathway. Gene Ontology annotation, molecular function: protein binding; G protein-coupled receptor activity. NCBI's taxonomy places the organism in Eukaryota, Metazoa, Mollusca, Gastropoda, Lepetellida, Haliotidae. Gene Ontology annotation, cellular component: membrane. The coding region runs from base 178 to 2931 and encodes 917 amino acids.
AGCAUUACAGCGUGUAUCUCUUCAAAACACUUCCCUUUGUGACAGAGGGCAUGACUGACACACUGAGUUUCACUGAACACGCUAUGUAGUUAAUGGACGAGAGAUUUGAUGUACACCCUUCAUUUUGAACGGAUUACACCAGAAAAGUACCCAAGUCUCACGCACGGUUAACUUGACAUGUGUCCCAACUACUCGUGCCUGGUGGUCAUCGUUGUGUGUCUCCUUGGAUCAGUUCAGUCUUUGAAGUUCAAGUGCUCGAACACAACGUGUAUAGAGAGAACUUUUGUGUGUGACGGUUUUCAAGACUGCGAUGACAAGAGUGAUGAGAAAAGUUGUUUUGUUUCAGCCAAAACUUUUGGGAUAUUUUCAGCCAAAACUCUUGAGAUAUUCAUGUGCCAGAAUUCCAGCUCUAUUGAUUCGACAUUGGUGUGUAAUGGAGACGACGACUGCGGGGACGGGAGCGAUGAGAGACGAUGUGCCAAAACUCUUGAGAUAUUCAUGUGCCAGAAUUCCAGCUCUAUUGAUUCGACAUUGGUGUGUAAUGGAGACGACGACUGCGGGGACGGGAGCGAUGAGAGACGAUGUGGGUAUUGCACAUCCCCAACAAGUACGAGAACGACAACACCUUCAACGACUGCAAAGCCAACUACAACAACAGUCAUCAAUCCUGCGAACAUCACAGGGAAGUGCAAUCAGACGGACCAGACGUACAUCAGUGGCGAAACAGCAGUAGAGGUCGGUUGUAUCUUUCAGCCUUCCACAAAUCUCGCUGUUACCUGCCAGAAAGGAGAUACCUUGAUCUCACCUUCUGAACCUUCUGACAGAAUACUCUACCAAACUCGACGUCAACCUCACUCUUUUUCUGUUCAGCUGAAAUUUAGGCCAAUCUUGCGCCGCGAUAAAGGUAACUACUCCUGCAAGGCUACAGUGGAUGAGUCAUCUUGGGAGAUAUCCUUCUCCAUCCAGGUGUUUGAAACUCCGACAGUGACGUUGUUCCCGUCUACUCUGUCCCUGCAGGAAGGUGAUCAGAGGAACCUCACCUGCAAGGUUACCAACACAGGUGCUUUGAAGACGAUCCCUGCUAGUCUGGUCUGGUGCCGUCCAGGUGGAUCCAUCAUAGACAAAUCGAAAUUCGUGAGAGUGAGAGAAGGGAUGGAGAGGCUGAUGCUGAAGUCAGCUGACGCAUCUGGAGACUACAUGUGUGGUGUCACCAACUGCUCAGAAACAGCAACGCUGGUUGUCAUCAAGCCAGGAGAAAAGCUGUGCCCUGAAAUCACAGACUCCAGAGGAACAGAGUGGCCUCAGACUGUUGGAAAUACGACCAUGGUGCUGCCCUGUCCUGGGGAAUUUCAAGGUAACGUUCGACGUGUCUGUGACGUCACUGGUGAGUGGGAAGAAGUAAACUACAUAACCUGCGUGAGAGAGGAGAUAGCCCAAUUAGAGGAAGAGGUUGCUUCGAUCACCGAAGGAGCUGUGUCCAGUGAAGCUAUCAAGAAUGUGCUGGAGAAACUGCAGGAGGUUACCAAGGUCAACGACUCCUCUGCAGGGGAUCUCGAAAAAUCUAUUGACCUUGUGGAUACGCUGGCCACUGCAGUGAGCAAAUCAAUUGUAGACGACAUUGCUACCGCACAGUCCUUUGUUAAUGUGGUUGACAACAUCCUGUCUGUUGACACCAGUAAAGAGGACUGGCAGCAAGUUCAGAAAAAAAAUGCAACAAAGGCGUCGUCUUUGAUGAGAGCAGUGACGUCCUUUGGUUUGGCUGCUGCAGCAUCACAGACGGUGAACAAACCUCUGACUAUCAACAGUUCAACCAUGGUGAUAGAAGUUGCAAAGAUUAAGAAACAAGACAUCACAUUUCCUACAGAAAACCUGGAGGGGACGAAGAAUUCUUUAAGACUUUCUCAGGAAAACUAUGAUGCCGAAGAAAAUGUCACUUACGUUGCAGUCUUUUACCAAACUAUGGCCGAGUUUCUACAGAGAAGUACCACCAGUAGAGAUGACAGGUCAACACAGAAAGAAAUACGAUCUCAGAUUCUAUCACUUGCUGUCCACGCUGGCGGUAAAAGACUUGCAGAGCUAAACGUGGAUGUCACGCUUAAUUUCUACCAUGGACAGGUCGACGAUGCAGAACUAGAAUGCGGAUAUUGGAACUUUAAUAAAGGUUCCUGGAGGACGGAUGGGUGCAAGAGAAGUCAAAUAAACAGUUCCUUCUCAAGAUGUGAUUGUGACCACUUGACCAACUUCGGUAUUCUGAUGAGUCCAACACGAGUCGUGUCUGAAGAAAACCUGCGACUCCUGAAGAUCAUCUCCAUAGCGGGCUGUUCCUUGUCUAUCCUGGGCUGCUUGGUGACAGUACUGACACACGUGUGCUUGUGGAGGAGUGUUCGCUCUGCUAAGUCCGUUAUCCUGGUGAACCUUUGUAUGGCGUUGACCUUGGCCUACAGCGUCUUCCUGGCUGGCGUGGAGAGAACAGAAAACAAGGCCGCGUGUACUGCAGUGGCGGCCAUUUUGCACUACUUGUUCUUGGCCAUCUUCUGUCUGAUGUUUGCCCAGGGGAUCGAAAUGGCCAGACAGAUAGUAACUGUGUCUAGGAAGAUUUCAAGACUGGAGGUUGUCCUCGCUCUAUCCUGGGGUGUGCCGGCAGUUAUAGUCGGUAUUACCCUGGGGGUCACCAAGCUGGAGGGAUACGGAAAUGACCAGUUCUGCUGGUUGACUGUGAAGGAUGGGGUUCUGUACGCCCUUGUUGGACCAGCCCUCUUCGUCAUACUUGCUAACACCGUGAUCAUCGUCGUCAUCAUGCGGGUGCUGUUUUCCACCAAAAUGAUGAUCAGAAAAGGAAAUAGAGAGAAGUUCAUGAUAAGUUUUCGGAGCCUUUGUGUUCUGAUGCCUGGUUCUCGGAGUCACGUGGGUGUUUGGUAUUCUGGCAUUUAACGAAGACACAGUCGUCUUUCAAUACCUCUUUGCCAUCUUCAAUUCGUUGCAGGGUUUCCUGAUUUUCGUGAUGCACUGCAUUUUUAACACUAAGAUUCGUGAUGGAUUGAGAACGGUAAUGCAGCGCUACUUAUCCCAGAUAUAUGAGUCCUUUGAG